Solanum stenotomum is the source of this 558-nucleotide messenger RNA. RefSeq names its product protein HEADING DATE 3A-like. The coding region runs from base 24 to 557 and encodes 177 amino acids. The record is from RefSeq and is a predicted model, not a curated record. The transcript is spliced from 4 exons. NCBI's taxonomy places the organism in Eukaryota, Viridiplantae, Streptophyta, Magnoliopsida, Solanales, Solanaceae.
UUUGUUUAUCAUGAACCAUCGUCAUGCCUAGAGAACGCGAUCCUCUCGUCGUUGGUCGUGUCGUAGGGGAUGUAUUGGACCCAUUCACAAGAACUAUUGGCCUAAGAGUUAUAUAUAGGGAUAGAGAAGUUAAUAAUGGCUGUGAGCUUAGGCCUUCCCAAGUUGUUAACCAGCCAAGGGUUGAAGUUGGAGGAGAUGACCUACGUACCUUUUUCACUUUGGUUAUGGUGGACCCUGAUGCUCCAAGUCCGAGUGAUCCAAAUCUGAGAGAAUACCUUCACUGGUUGGUAACUGAUAUUCCAGCUACCACAGGUUCAAGUUUUGGGCAAGAAAUAGUGAGCUAUGAAAGUCCAAGACCAUCAAUGGGAAUACAUCGAUUUGUAUUUGUAUUGUUCAGACAAUUAGGUCGACAAACAGUGUAUGCUCCAGGAUGGCGUCAGAAUUUCAAUACAAGAGAUUUUGCUGAACUCUAUAAUCUUGGUUUACCUGUUGCUGCUGUCUAUUUUAAUUGUCAAAGAGAGACUGGCAGUGGUGGACGUAGAAGGUCUGCUGAUUGAU